AUGAUUCGGUUACCAAAGCUGUAUCAAAGACUGCUGCUGUACUUUGCAAUUUUUGGCGUAAUUGCCUUCUUUUAUUAUGAUCAUUUACGGGCAUCAAAAAUUCAACAGCGUUUUAUUGGGAAGGAUUAUGUGACUCCAUCUGCACCAAGUGCCGAACAGUGGCUCCGGAAUAAUGACCUUGAGGAUUUCUCAUAUAGUGAUAAGCUAGUUAUAAAUAUUGGCUAUGAUGAAUGUUUUCAUAUAGGCCGCUUCUAUGAAAGAUGCUUCAAUCGGUUUGAAUUGAAAUCACGCCUAGCCAGUGAGAACUCACAUGUUGUAAGGAAAAGAAUUCAUAAAGACUUAAGGAACUCAUUUGGACGUAGGUGGUUUGGAAAAUCGGAGUAUGUUUACUACGAUGUCUUACACCUUGCUUCGCUGCAAUACUUUGGACCCAACCUAGAAAGGCUAAAUGUUGAAGCCAUCACCGAGAUCUCCAAAGUUCCUAAGGGUGACUCUUUGCAGUUCAAGGAUGUAUUUGUCAUGUUCAAACCCGUUGGCAUAGAAUUGUUGCAAAACAGAAGUUUCAUAAGCGAAAUUAAUGUCCUCUUUGGUGCUGAUUGUGUGAACCCGAUAGUAAACUGGACUCUACAAAAAAAUUUUCCCUUAACGGAAUAUGCUUACAGUGAACCUGCAUAUUUGACUUACAAGUUUGUUGGUUCUCACCCCGUAAACACAGAACCCCAGAGACUACAAGAAACCAACGAAGGAAAGUUUAAGAUUGUUCAGUUAGCUGAUCUUCACUUGGGGGUGGGGGAGUCUGAAUGCGUCGAUGAAUUUCCAAAACAUGAGGUUUGCAAAGCUGACCCAAAGACAAAAACCUUCAUUCAACAGGUUCUUGACAUUGAAAAACCACAGAUGGUCGUUUUUACUGGUGACCAAAUCAUGGGUGACAGAUCCAUUCAAGAUUCCGAAACGGUAUUACUGAAAGCAGUCGCCCCUGUCAUUGCAAGAAAAAUUCCAUGGGCAAUGGUAUGGGGAAAUCAUGACGACGAAGGAAGCUUAACCCGCUGGCAGUUGUCUCAAUUAGCAUCCGCACUGCCAUAUUCGCUUUUUAAAUCUAAUAUUCAUGAUACGCAGGAUAACACAUUUGGUGUCGGUAAUUAUGUCCAUCAGGUUUUUUCAAAAGAUGACACUGAAGCCCCAGUAAGUACGCUUUAUUUUCUGGAUUCCCAUAAAUACUCCACAGCUGGUAAGAUUUAUCCUGGAUACGACUGGAUCAAAGAAUCUCAAUGGAAAUAUAUUGAAGAAUAUCACGAUAAAGUUUUGAAAUCUAAAACUAAACUUUCGAUGGCAUUUUUUCACAUUCCACUGCCAGAAUAUUUGAAUACUGCAUCAAAAACACAUGCUGGAGAGAAGAAUCCCCUGAUUGGAACUUAUAAAGAGGGUGUCACAGCACCUAAAUACAACUCUGAAGGAAUAGCCACGCUGGACAGGCUGGGUGUUGAUGUUAUCAGCUGUGGACAUGAUCAUUGUAACGAUUAUUGUCUUCGAGAUGACUCUACACCAAACCGACCUUGGUUAUGCUAUGGUGGUGGAGGUGGAGAAGGCGGUUAUGCUGGUUAUGGAGGUACAGAAAGGCGUAUUCGUAUUUAUGAAAUUGAUAUAAGUGAGGACAAUAUACAUACAUGGAAAAGACUAAAUGGUAGUCCGGAAAACCUUUUUGAUUACCAGUCUAUGUUGGACAGUAAUUCUCCAGAAAUUGCUUAA
Messenger RNA from Saccharomyces kudriavzevii IFO 1802, 1746 nucleotides. RefSeq names its product phosphoprotein phosphatase (gene DCR2). The transcript has a single exon. Gene Ontology annotation, cellular component: cytoplasm. NCBI's taxonomy places the organism in Eukaryota, Fungi, Ascomycota, Saccharomycetes, Saccharomycetales, Saccharomycetaceae. The record is from RefSeq and is a predicted model, not a curated record. Gene Ontology annotation, molecular function: phosphoprotein phosphatase activity. The coding region runs from base 1 to 1746 and encodes 581 amino acids.